AUGCGGUUCUUUAUCCGUGCUCUUUCUCUUGCUGCAGCUGCCGCAUCAUUUCUUGCUCAUGCGGCACCUCUCACAACUCGCUCAACCGAAGAUUCGAUCGCGGGCCGAUACAUCGUACAGCUCAAGCCGGACGUGGACGUCGCAACAUUUACCGCUCACCGCGAGAAGGUCCGCAGUAUAGUAGCUCGCCAUCUCGGACGACGAGACGACGUCGACCUGAACGCCGGGAUCGAUCAGGAGUACAACUUCGGAGACUUCAAGGGCUAUGCCGGGGCCUUCGAUCCAGCCGUUGUUGCCGAAUUGGAGGCAUUAGAUGAUGUUUUCCUUGUCGAGAAAGACUUCCUGAUGUAUCCUACAGCUUUGGUAACGCAAACCAACGCACCAUGGGGUCUUGCAAGCGUAUCCUCCAGGACCAGAGGAGCCACCAGUUAUGUAUACGAUUCGACAGCUGGCGACAAAACCUACUCGUAUGUACUAGACAGUGGAAUCCGAACGACCCAUGACGAGUUCGAAGGCCGCGCUUCCUGGGGCUACAAUGCAGCCAACACCAACAAUGCCGAUGUCACCGGCCAUGGCACCCACGUAGCUGGUGUAAUUGGUUCAAAGACCUACGGCGUCGCCAAGAAGACGAAUCUCAUUGCGGUUAAAGUGAUAGGCGAUGAUAACGUGGCAGCUGGCUCCAGUGUGCUGGCGGGCUUGAACUGGGUAACAAACGAUAUCGUCACCAAAAGCCGACUGGGUUCAGCCGUGGUGAACUUAUCGCUCGGUGGGGCAGCCUCCUCAUCCAUGGAUAACGCUGUCAACGCACUGGCAAACCGAGGUAUAUUGCCUGUCGUCGCUGCAGGAAACGAAAACCAGCCGGCCGCAAAUGUCUCGCCAGCUCGUGCUGCCAAUGCUCUGUGCGUAGGAAGCGUUCAAUCGAAUGAUGCUCGUUCUUCGACGUCGAAUUACGGAUCGGCCGUAGACAUCUGGGCUCCGGGUGGUGAUAUCACGUCUACCUGGCACACCUCGGAUACAGCCACAAUGACAGCGAGUGGUACUUCGGCGUCUGCACCAUUUGUGGCUGGCAUAGUGUCUUAUCUGCGGGGUCUCGAAGGGCAAUCGAUUGGCCCGGCCGCGAGGGCAAGAGUUUUGGCAUUGGCUACUAUGUAG
Alternaria conjuncta is the source of this 1152-nucleotide messenger RNA. RefSeq lists its product as uncharacterized. The record is from RefSeq and is a predicted model, not a curated record. Gene Ontology annotation, molecular function: serine-type endopeptidase activity. NCBI's taxonomy places the organism in Eukaryota, Fungi, Ascomycota, Dothideomycetes, Pleosporales, Pleosporaceae. The transcript is spliced from 3 exons. Gene Ontology annotation, biological process: proteolysis. Bases 1 to 1152 code for a protein of 383 amino acids.